AUGGCUUCCUUCCUCGCGAGCAUCUACGGUACUGAGCAGGACAAGGUGAACUGCUCCUUCUACUACAAGAUUGGAGCCUGCCGUCACGGCGACCGCUGUUCCCGCAAGCACACUAAGCCUGCCUUCUCCCAAACCAUCCUCGUCUCCAACGUCUACGACAACCCUCGGCAUCGCGAUCCAGACUGCAAGAUCUCAGAUGCUGAGCUCCAGGAUCAAUUUGAUGACUUCUACGAAGACUUCUUUGUUGAGCUGGCCAAGUUCGGACAGCUAGUGGAGAUGCACGUAUGCGAUAAUGUGGGAGAUCAUCUGAUCGGGAAUGUAUAUGCGAGGUAUGAGUGGGAAGAGGAAGCUCAGCGGGCUGUGAACGCUCUCAACGAUGCAUGGUACAACGGACGCCCGCUCUUCGCCGAGCUGUCCCCUGUGACAGAUUUCCGCGAGGCCUGCUGCCGGCAGAACGAGACCAACGAAUGCAACCGUGGUGGCUUCUGCAACUUCAUGCAUCUACGCUACGCCUCUCCCUCGCUCGUGAGAGAUCUACAGCAUGAGCUAGCAGUGGAGCUGAGGGAGCGCAAGAGGGCAGAGAAGGAAGCCAAGAAGGGUUGGAAGGAGAGGGAAGACGUUACGGGCGGUGGUGAUGCAGGCGGGGACGUGCCGAGCUGGAAAAAGGCAAAGAGUGGAGGAGACUGGAGGAGUGGGUCUGGCGCUAUGGCGGUGGAUACACAAGAAGCCUCAAGAGAUCCGUACGCUGGUGGUAAUCAUCCGACUGGAGCGGAUGGACCUGAUGCUGGUAGCAGGAGAGAGUACCAAAGGGAAAGGGAAGUGGCAAAUGGUGGGGGAAGAGAAGAAGAGAAGAUGAGGGGGUGGAGAGACGGCGAAGGGACGCGGGCAUAA
Microstroma glucosiphilum is the source of this 891-nucleotide messenger RNA. RefSeq names its product RNA-binding domain-containing protein. The coding region runs from base 1 to 891 and encodes 296 amino acids. The record is from RefSeq and is a predicted model, not a curated record. Lineage: Eukaryota; Fungi; Basidiomycota; Exobasidiomycetes; Microstromatales; Microstromataceae. Gene Ontology annotation, molecular function: pre-mRNA 3'-splice site binding; metal ion binding. Gene Ontology annotation, cellular component: U2AF complex; spliceosomal complex. Gene Ontology annotation, biological process: mRNA splicing, via spliceosome. The transcript has 3 exons.